Messenger RNA from Grus americana (Whooping crane), 961 nucleotides. RefSeq names its product membrane-spanning 4-domains subfamily A member 15-like. Bases 121 to 753 code for a protein of 210 amino acids. Lineage: Eukaryota; Metazoa; Chordata; Aves; Gruiformes; Gruidae. The transcript has 6 exons. Gene Ontology annotation, cellular component: membrane. The record is from RefSeq and is a predicted model, not a curated record.
ACUUCCUGCAGGGAGCAAAGGGCAGCGGGACCUCCUGGGGGGGUUCGGACAGCAAAGGCACUGCUAACGCGGCCGUGGGGAGGGGGAGGAGGAGGAAGAGGAAGAGGGCAAGCCCAGGCAAUGGCAGCCACCACGGUGACCGAUUCCGGAGGUGUGAGGAUCAUCACGGAGGUGAUCCCGGCCACAGACCCCCGAGCGGCCCAGCUGACCUCCGGCUCCAGCCCUCCCGUGCCCGCCGUGACGUCGUUUCAAGUCAGAGGCUUCAGAAAGGCUCAGCCCAAGGCGCUGGGGACCAUCCACAUCUUUACCGGGAUCAUCCACAUCUGCUUCGGGAUCAUCCUGACGGUGUCGGAGUACAGGACCCCUUCCCUCCCCGUGGCCAGCGGGGUCCUCUUCUGGCUCGGGCUCCUGCUCGUGCUCUCAGGCUCUUUGCUGGUGGAAAGUGAGAAAAGAGAUAACAUCUUGCUGGUAAAGAUCUGCUGCGUUGUCAACAUGGGGGUCAUCCUGAGCACGCUGGUGGCCACCCUCCUCCACACCACAGCCAUCACUCACAACAUCCCCGGCUGUGACAACUACAUGCCGUACCAGCUGAAAGCCGAGUGGUGCUUCAGUGCCGAGACCAAGAUCCUGAGCAACGGGUUGGAUUCCAUGUUUGUCAUCUUCUGCCUCCUGGAGUUCUGCGUGGCGGUGGCGGCUCUGGCCUUCGGUUACAACGCCGUCAGGCAGCACAACUACACGCGCAUGGUGCUGUAGCCGUGGCCAAGCCCGCAGCCGUCCCCUGGUAAGAGCCACCGCGCACCCCAGCCCUGCUGCAGCCAAGGUGCCGGAGCCCGGGGGGAGCCUCCCUGAUGCCUGACGGUGGAGCCGACCCGAGCCCCCUCCGUGCCCCGGGCCCGGCCCCGAGGAGGAGGCCGCUGCCCUCUGUGGAUUUGGCCAUUAAUAAAGGUCUUUCCCACCCAGA